AUGAUUGAUGCGGCGUCUUCACCCACCUCGCCCUUUCAUAUUUCCCAUGUCAACGAAUUCACAGAUGUUACCGUUCACCCUCCACCCGCACCCAAGGACACCUCUGAUGAACCAGGGACCAAAAAGCGCAAAAUCUCUGCCAGCAACGGCACCCCCGCAAAUACGGAUCCUAGCAGUGCUCGGUAUGCGGAGCAAGUGUUAUCCAAUAAGCGACUCGAAAAGGUUCAAGAUCUCAUCAAGAGAGAAUGCGAACAACUUGUGGACUGUUGCGACCGAGUCAAACUAUGGGUGAACCUUAAUAUGCCGAGAAUCGAAGACGGCGAUAAUUUCGGCGUCCAAGUGCAAGAAGAGGUUCUGAACGAACUACACCGCUCCCAGGAGAGUGCGUACAACCUACGCGACUUCGCUCGUCAGCAUCACGUUUAUCGAGCCAAGCUCUGCUCGAAACGCAUCAAGUACCCCAAUGUCGAGGACUACGUGGGUGCUGUGAGGGAGCAGGAUGAAAGGCAACUGUAUCUCGCGCGCCAACACCUGCACGAUCUUCGCAACAUCUAUGCCGUGUUAACGGACAUCGUUCACAAAAACAUCGCGAAGCUUCGUUCUCCCAAAGGCAACAACAGCGGUGGUAUGUACUGA
Molecule: messenger RNA, 636 nt
Organism: Punctularia strigosozonata HHB-11173 SS5
Lineage: Eukaryota; Fungi; Basidiomycota; Agaricomycetes; Corticiales; Punctulariaceae
Product: proteasome activator pa28 REG alpha/beta subunit
Exons: 5
Coding region: 1-636 (211 amino acids)
Biological process (GO): positive regulation of endopeptidase activity; regulation of proteasomal protein catabolic process; regulation of G1/S transition of mitotic cell cycle
Cellular component (GO): proteasome activator complex; nucleoplasm; cytoplasm
Molecular function (GO): endopeptidase activator activity
Source: RefSeq, a predicted model, not a curated record